This is a messenger RNA of Eruca vesicaria subsp. sativa (arugula), 828 nucleotides long. The record is from the annotation of a GenBank genome assembly. Lineage: Eukaryota; Viridiplantae; Streptophyta; Magnoliopsida; Brassicales; Brassicaceae.
AAAAAACAGAACAAACACACACGGUUCUCGUCUAAUCUCUCUACAAUGGCUCGAUCUUCGUCUCCAUCACUUUCUCUCUCUCGUUGCCGAUUCGCCGCGGUUUCUCUCCUUCCUUCAUCUCGAGCCAUCUUCUUCCGAUCCCAAUCCUCCAAUCGCCGCUCUAACCUCGGGGAGCUAAUUGAGAUCGACAUCGCUGCGUCGCAGUCGCAAUCGCAAUCGGAUCCUCUUUCUCAGAAGCUGGAGGACGCUGUGCACCGGAUAAUGGUGCGCCGAGCCGCACCUGAUUGGCUACCUUUCCUUCCCGGUGCUUCGUAUUGGGUCCCGCCUCGUAGAUCGCAGACUCAUGGGAUCUCUAAGCUCGUUGAGAAGCUGGCGAAUCCGAUUGGUGAUGAGGAGUCUAUCUCUAUCUCAACGGGUCGUGGGUGGCCUUCCUCUGAUUACUUCAUCAAAGGUGUACAGCCUGAAUCGGUGGAGACAGAGAUGGAUUCAAAUACUGCAUCUCACUCUGAGGAGGAGGAAGGUUAAACAAACAAAAAACGCGUUAAACCAUUGUCUGGACUCUUCAAGAUUUGUUGAUUUUUUAAGAACGCGGAUCAAAGAAGAAUUGAACCACCAAGAGCGAAUGUGAAGACGUGACAUGGUUUAGACUCAGAGUAGAGAGUAAGCAAACCUUUUUACAGAGACAUGAGAUGAUCCUAUCAAGUUCUGAAAUGUAAAAAAGAAAACCAAUAAAAAAGGGCGUUGUGUCUCUUUUAUGUAAUCUUCUUCAUAACAGUUUGUUGAAUCGUGUGUAUAUAUAUCUAUAUUCGCAUCAGCUCCCAUGUCCAC